Messenger RNA from Coregonus clupeaformis (lake whitefish), 1670 nucleotides. RefSeq names its product protein phosphatase 1K, mitochondrial. Gene Ontology annotation, biological process: protein dephosphorylation. The transcript is spliced from 8 exons. The coding region runs from base 205 to 1335 and encodes 376 amino acids. The record is from RefSeq and is a predicted model, not a curated record. Gene Ontology annotation, molecular function: protein serine/threonine phosphatase activity; cation binding. NCBI's taxonomy places the organism in Eukaryota, Metazoa, Chordata, Actinopteri, Salmoniformes, Salmonidae.
ACCCUAUUGGACGCAUGUCUUUGUGUUGUUUGAAUGAUGAUUGGUGUGUCAGGGCACCAUUUAAAUGCAUUGAGACCGGUUCGGAGCUGGGAGGCUUGAGCGCUCACGGCUGAACAAUUUUCACCUGCACAUCGGGAAGGACCUAUUAAGCUACCAUUCCAUACAUAAGAACUGCAAAAAUCAGUCUCAAACAGUCCAACCGUGAUGAUGUCUUCGACCAUGUUCAUCAACCUGGUGCGCUGCUGUCGGUCUCCGUUCGGACGCCAGGCUGCUUUUCUGACCGUGCGGUCGCUCCAAGAAGCCUCCCCCUUGUCCCCACUCUUCCCCGGUGCGGUCCAGGUCCGGUGGAAGUGUAGUGCUCGGUUUGGCCCUGAUGGUAGCGGUCGACCGACCACAUGGGACUCCUUUGGGAUCUGGGACAAUAGGAUAGAGGAGCCUAUUCUGCUGUCUCCUAGUAUACGCUAUGGGAAACCCAUCCCACAGGUGAGUUUGUCCCGUGUGGGCAGUGCGUCUCUGCUGGGUCAUCGGAGGGAGAAUGAAGACAGGUUACAGGUGGUUCGGCUCAGUGACAGGAUCCUGUACUUGGCUGUGUUCGAUGGACACGGAGGACCACAUGCUGCAGAAUACUGUGACACCUACAUGGAGAAAUACAUUAGAGAGGCCCUACAGCAGGAGGAUGACCUGGAGAAGGCUCUGACCCAAGCCUUUCUGGAGGUGGACAAAGCCCUUCACACACACCUCAGUUACUUUGGCAACGCUUCCUUCCUGACUGCGGGGACCACGGCGACGGUUGCCGUGUUACGAGACGGUGUAGAGUUGGUGGUUGCUAGCGUGGGAGACAGCAGAGCGUUGCUAUGCAGGAAGGGGCGGGCCAAGAAACUCACAAUUGACCACACCCCAGACCGGAAGGACGAGAGACAGAGGAUAAAGCUGAGUGGAGGGUUCGUAACGUGGAAUAGUCUUGGUCAGGCUAACGUUAACGGGCGGUUAGCGAUGACACGCAGCAUCGGAGACUUUCACCUCAAGGACACUGGUGUCAUCGCCCUGCCAGAAACACGACGGAUCAAUUUGCAACACCACCACGACACGUUCCUGGCUCUGACGACAGACGGGAUCAACUUCAUCAUGAACGACCAGGAGAUCUGUGAUGUCAUCAACCAGUGCCAUGACCCCACAGAGGCCGCAAACGUCAUUGCACAACAGGCUCUGCAGUAUGGUUCAGAGGACAACAGUACGAUCGUGGUGGUUCCAUUCGGAGCCUGGGGUAAACAAGAGAGCAGUCUGGCUGGCUACUCCAUGAGCAGAAACCUGGCCUCUAGUGGGCGCUGGUCCUAAGAGAGAUAUACUGUACUCACAGACGUAGAAUACACAGACGUAGGAUACACAGACGUUAGGAUACACAGACGUAGGAUACACAGACGUUAGGAUACACAGACGUUAGGAUACACAGACGUUAGGAUACACAGACGUAGGAUACACAGACGUUAGGAUACACAGACGUAGGAUACACAGACGUAGGAUACACAGACGUAGGAUACACAGACGUAGGAUACACAGACGUAGGAUACACAGACGUAGGAUACACAGACGUUAGGAUACACAGACGUAGGAUACACAGACGUAGGAUACACAGACGUAGGAUACACAGACGUAGGAUACACAGACGUAGG